Messenger RNA from Fundulus heteroclitus (mummichog), 1378 nucleotides. RefSeq names its product glycerol-3-phosphate acyltransferase 3 (gene gpat3). Lineage: Eukaryota; Metazoa; Chordata; Actinopteri; Cyprinodontiformes; Fundulidae. Gene Ontology annotation, cellular component: endoplasmic reticulum. Gene Ontology annotation, molecular function: glycerol-3-phosphate O-acyltransferase activity. The record is from RefSeq and is a predicted model, not a curated record. Gene Ontology annotation, biological process: triglyceride biosynthetic process.
GAGGCAGUGUGUGACGUCAGAAGGGGCGUGGCCUCAGCCAGCCGUCAGAAGGGCUUCUCUUUGUGGACCAGCAGCACACCCAGGAGCUCCGCUGGAGCAGCUGGACGCCGCGAAGGUCUCGUGUCUGUCAGGUUUGCAGAUGAUGAGGUGACCUGGGAGCCACAGCGAUGGAGGACCUUUGGUGUGUGGCUGGGGCCAUUUUCCAGCUGUGGAUGGUUGUAGUGGUGUUCUUCAUCAUGCUUCCCGCCAUGUUUGGCCUUUCUCUGGGGGUCACUGGAGUCUACAUCCAGAUUCUGGUUAAAAUACUUGAGUGGGCCACAAUACGCAUCCAGAAGGGACGGCAGGAGCAGCCCAGCGUACCGGUCCCUCUGCAUACAGGGAUCAUAGAACGAGCCCGGGGCUCCAUGGAGGAGCAAAUGGGCCAGCUCCGGUGCCCUCGGCCCCCAGCAGCAGGGGAGUUCUGUUUAAGUGACGCUAUGUACUUCUGCAAGAAAGGUCUGGAGAGCAUUGUGGAUGACCAGGUGACGCAGCGAUUUUCCUCGGAGGAGUUGGCCUCUUGGAACCUCCUGACCCGCACCAACCAGAACUUCUACUACAUCAGCCUCCGCCUCACCAUCAUCUGGGGGCUCGGAGUCUUUGUCCGAUACUGCAUCCUCUUCCCCCUCAGGAUUACUCUGGCCAUUAUUGGUCUCUCGUGGCUUGUGAUUGGAACAACUCUGGUUGGAUUUCUGCCUGAGAGCAGUGCAAAGAAGUGGCUGAGUGAGCUGGUCCACCUAACCUGCUACAGGAUCUGUGCCAGAGGACUUUCUGCUACCAUCCACUACCACAACAAAGAGAACAGACCUCAGAAAGGAGGAAUCUGUGUUGCAAAUCACACCACACCAAUUGAUGUGGUGAUUCUGGCCAAUGACGGUUGUUAUGCCAUGGUGGGGCAGAUUCAUGGAGGUCUGAUGGGUGUCCUUCAGAGGUCCAUGGUGAGGUCCUGCCCCCAUGUGUGGUUUGAGAGGUCAGAGAUGAAAGACCGGCACACUGUGACCAGCAGGCUCAGAGAUCAUGUCGCUGCAAAGACGAAACUUCCCAUCCUCAUAUUUCCUGAAGGAACAUGUGUGAACAACACCUCUGUCAUGAUGUUCAAAAAGGGAAUCGAAAUUGGAGGAACAAUUUAUCCAGUUGCUAUUAAGUAUGACCCUCGGUUUGGAGAUGCUUUCUGGAACAGCAGCAAAUACAACAUGGUUAGUUACCUACUGCGCAUGAUGACCAGCUGGGCCAUAGUUGUCAAUGUCUGGUAUCUCCCUCCCAUGACCAUACAGGUAAACCUCAAACUCCCCACUUUUACAUAGAUCAGAUUAGCUUCAAGGAGAGCCACUGAGACCAAGGU